AUGUUUGAUGAAACUACAAAUUCUAUCGCCUGUCGAAAAUAUUUGAUGGGAGGGGGAAAACGUUUAUGGCAACUUUGGACUGGGACUUUUUUGGAGAAUGAUGAUGAACUUUGUUUGUUUUAUGCUCAAAAAGGUUCAUUCUUUUGUGAUAUUCUCAAACCGCUGUUUUUAAAUUUUGUAAAGGCAAUCCCUCACUCGGAAAACAUUACUGCGCUUGACUUUUUCAUUAAAGACGAAAAGAAUUUUUUUAUUUUGAGUGGUUCUCUUGAUAGAAGAAUUGUUUGCUCCAAUUUUAAUGAAGAUCAAGAAUUUAAAAUUAAUUCUUCUGUUCAAAUGCAUCGUUCAAGUGUGGAGACAAUUUGUGUUUUACAAGAAAAUUCAAAUUUUUUGGUGUUAAGCGGUGGGGGACGUUCAGAAUUGUUUUGUUGGGAAUUGAUUUUUGGAGGUUUUUUAAAUUAAUUUUAACCUCGAUUUUAACUAACGUCAUUUUAAGAUUAUCCUCAAAGUUUUACUCACAAGUG
Molecule: messenger RNA, 521 nt
Organism: Meloidogyne enterolobii
Lineage: Eukaryota; Metazoa; Nematoda; Chromadorea; Rhabditida; Meloidogynidae
Source: the annotation of a GenBank genome assembly